AAUUGGUCAGUUUAACUUUAGAGUGUAUACUCUAUACAUUAUCGAAUUUAUAAAUGGAUAAUACAAAUAAAUGAUCAGGAAUAUGAAAAGAAUUAACAAAUACAUUGAUUUUGUGCAAAUAUUGUGAAUGAGCAACUUAAAUGGCACGUAUAACAAAGAUUGUUCCUGAUAGUGUUCAAGAUAAGGAAGUUAAGAUUUUUACUCAAUGGAAAGUCUUGUUAAAUAAACAAAGUCAAUUGAUUAUUAAAGGAACAAUAAAUCAUGAGAUAAUUGCUCAAAGUAAACCCAUUAUAAGGCGAUUGACAACUACCAUUGUCCAAUCUACUUGUAAGCAGUUAUACUACUUAAAAGGACAUAUCAUUGACAAUGAGUAUGAAUUACCAGAUUAUAUCAGGAGUAAAUUUUAUGAUGGAUUUCCCCAUGACUGGGAAAAUGUUUGUGACAUUUGGGGAACAUUUGUACAACAAGGAUGCAAAUCAACUUUUCGCUGGCCUACCCCCAUCAUGGAUAGUGAUGAUGAUUUAAGAAGCGACAUAACAGACACCACAUUUGUAGACCCAAAAAGUACUGAGAAUAGUAUAUCAAAUUCAGAAUCCUUAGAAGAAUCGCAUCCAUCUCAAGCAAGUACUUUGAAUGUCUUACAGACACAGACAGAAAAUUAUGAUAAAGAAAAUACUAAACAAAGAAAUGUAGCUUCAAUUUGUUUUUAUUCUGAAAAUGAAACAAAUAAAUUGAAGGAGAAAUUAGAUCAUAUUAUACAUAAAUUAGCAAACAAGAAUUGUCCUGAAUCGUGUCUCAGUAAAGUUAGUCAAUUACUUGAUCGUUUAUAUUAUAUCAUAAUAAAUGAAUCAGUUACUGACAAUGAAUUCAAUGUAAAGAAUUCAGUAGUAGGACAAAACAAAUAUGUAGAACAGACACAAAAGAAUAGAAUAAAUGGUUAUUGUCCAUCAGAAUCUUUUGUUUUACAAAAUGGUAUUAAGUUGGGGAGAGAUAAUUGUCUAAUUACUGAUAACAAACAAAAUUCUGACUGUAAUGAUUCGUUACGAAAGACGAGAACUUUUGCGAGAGUCGAAACUAGUAAUAGCAGUAGUUCUGAUGGUGAAAGUGAGAUUUAUGCUGGAGUUCCUAAGAUACCAGUAGCACGGAUACUAAAACGGAAUGCAUUAUUAAUAGAGACUCCUAAACAUAAACGAAAAAAAAAGGUUAUUCAUCAAAUGUAUAAUGUGGACAAUAAAAAUACGUUAAGUGUACCUUCGGUUAAAUGUCCUGAUACAAUGCAGAGAUCUGAAAAAAUUAAUGGCGCGAAUCAUUAUGACUCCAGCAUUAGUAUCGUAGAGGAUGAAAAACCAUCUACGAAAUUUACAAAAUGUAUUAAUGCAAAUGUUGGAAGUAUCAUAAACAAGCACACCAAAUUUGAUGUAAGUGAAGGAGAACAAUCAAAUGGAACAAACGCUUGUAUGAAAGAUAAAAAUACGUAUAAAACGCAGGAACGUUUUAUACAAAAAAACUUGAAGUCUUUUGAUACAUUUGGUAAAAUCAAAGAUAAUAAAUGUGAAAUUAAUAGAAGUGCAGAAAAUAGAAAACAAACAGUAGAAGCAUAUUCUCAUGUGAAAACUUCUGAAGAGAGUAGCAGAGACAUGAAUUUUCAGCACCAAAAUCGUAUAUCCUACAAACAGCAUACAGAACUCUUAUCUCGUUCGGAGAAAGAUGUUAACAAAAUGUCAAAACCUGUUAUAAUUAGUUCAAUACCUAUUACAGAUGCUGUAAAUAGUGAUUUGAAACUGUUUGCACAAAAUUUAAAAGCAGAUGUAAUUCAGAAUGAAAACAAAAAUAUGAAGAAACUGAAUAAGAAAACUCAAGGUUUAAUUCAGAAAGGUUCCUCUCUUAAAAAAUCUGAUACCAAAAGAAAUUUUAAAUCAGCAUUGUCAAGUAUUAAAAAAGAUCAUAAAGAAAAUAUUAAAGUUCAGUUGGAUUGCAUGGAUUUCACAACUUCCAGAAAAUUAGCACAGAAUUCAAGAAUUCUUAAAGAUAACCAGAGUAAUAAUGCAGAUACAAAUAAAACUAAGUUAUUAUCUUCUUGGGUACCAUUGGUAAUAAAGAAAUUGGAUAUGAAUUUAAUUUUUGAGGGUAAUUUAAUGAACGAGUCUGGUUAUAUUCUCCAAAGGAAAUUCAGAACAGAUCCUGUGCUUCGCAGAAUAUCACCAAAAUUAGUCGAGACAAUACAUCAUGAAUUUUAUGAACUAAUUGGUAACUUGAAUGAUACGAAGAAUGUGGUACCAAAACAGUUGUUAGUCAAAUGUCGUAAUGGGUGUCCCUUAAAUAUUGAGUUAUUCUGUAAAACGUGGGAAUUGUUACAAAAUGAGAAGUGCACUGCGGAAGAAUUGAACAAUACAGUAGAUACAAUAAAUAUUGGUAGAAGUUCGAAAGGCAGGAGAAUUAUACCUCUAUUAAAUUAUUGGACGGGGGAACGUGUUACUUUAAAAGGUGAUAAUCCAGUAUACAAUCCUGGCAGGCCACAAGAUUCCCUACAUAUUUUUUCUUAUGAUAGUUGUAAUGACAGUAAGUCUGUCAAAAGUACAAAAAAAUGGAAAACCAAUAAGAAAAGGAAAGCAGUUUGAGUCAAUCAAAAGUACAUACUACUGACAUUUAAACUAAUGUACACGUGUAAAAUAAUCUUCAUAUAUAUGUCCAUUGUUAAGAUGUUAUAUAUAAGACAGUCAAACUAUUUUGUUACGUUUUUAAAUAAAAAAUGUUUCAUAAUA
Molecule: messenger RNA, 2762 nt
Organism: Hylaeus volcanicus
Lineage: Eukaryota; Metazoa; Arthropoda; Insecta; Hymenoptera; Colletidae
Exons: 7
Coding region: 141-2618 (825 amino acids)
Source: RefSeq, a predicted model, not a curated record